ACCAGCGGUAGCUUCCGCCUUGCGCAGUGUUGGGACUUCGGCACGUGUGUUAGUUGCCGCCUCGCGAUUCCUGGAUUACCUCUAUCCCUGGUGAAAGUGUAGGAUCGGGACUCUUCAUAUUUAAGGAUGAAGGCGAGAAGAAAUAAAAAACAGAUCCCCAGCUUUCGGAAGUUACUAAAAACUAGUAAAGUCAAACUUGAAAACAAGCUAAAAAAUAAGCAAUUUAAACAACAAAGCACUCUCAAGAAGUACCGAAAAGAACAGAGGAAACUAAGGCAAGCUGUAAAAGAUGCUGUGUCUAAGAAACCGAUCCCACUGGAGGACCCAAAGGAAAAACGACCAGGUAAAAGGAUUGAAUGGGAAGAGGAGGAAGAAGAGGAAGCCCUUCCUUUGGAUAUGAUGGAUGAAGAUGACUUGCAGUUAAUGAGAGACUUAGGACAAAGAGCAUCUUUUCUAACGAGAGAUCUUUCUUCUAGUGAACCUGUUCACGCCAAGAAACGAAAGCAUGAGGGUGUUAUAGAUAAAUAUGAAAAAAUACCAAGAACUCUGCAAACUGCACCAGAGAAGGAACUGAUUCACUUACUUCCUAUCAAGGAUAAAAGUGGUAUAAUCCCACAGACCAGGGAGAAGCCAGUUACAGACAGUAACCAAGAUGAAGAGGAUCAAGAAGAGCUAGAACUUGAGGAAGAGAUUGUUGAAGAUCCCAUUCGAGAGCUGACACUAGAAGAACAUUUGAUUGAGAGAAGGAAGAAAUUACAGGAGAAGAAAAUGCAUAUUGCAGCCUUGGCAUCUGCCAUAUUAUCAGACCCAGAAAGUAACAUUAAAAAAUUGAAAGAACUGCGUUCCAUGCUGAUGGAACAGGAUCCUGAUGUAGCUGUUACUGUUCGAAAGCUGGUGAUAAUUUCCCUGCUGGAGUUAUUUAAAGACAUUACUCCUUCAUACAAAAUACGACCCCUCACAGAAGCAGAAAAAUCUACCAAGAUACGCAAAGAAACCCAAAAGUUAAGAGAAUUUGAAGAAGGCCUGGUUAGCCAAUAUAAAUUUUAUUUGGAAAAUCUGGAGCAAGUGGUUAAAGACUGGAAGCAAAGGAAACUGAAGAAAAGUAAUGUAGUUUCCUUAAAGGCCUACAAAGGACUGGCGGAAGUGGCCGUGAGGAGCCUGUGUGAGCUGUUGGUGGCACUUCCUCAUUUCAACUUUCACAACAACAUCAUUGUGUUGAUCGUCCCUCUCAUGGAUGACGUGUCAAAAUCGAUAUCUGAAAUGUGUUGUGACGCAGUGAAGAAACUAUUUAAACAAGAUAAAUUAGGCCAAGCUUCCCUUGGUGUGAUUAAAGUGAUUUCUGGUUUUGUGAAGGGCAGAAAUUACGAGGUUAGGCCAGAGAUGUUAAAGACAUUCUUGUGCUUAAGAAUCAAAGAAGUGGAAGUGAAAAAAGAUACAGAGGACAUUAAUAAACCAAAAAAGUUCAUGACUUUCAAGGAAAAGAGAAAAACUCUCUCAAGAAUGCAGAGAAAGUGGAAGAAAGCAGAAGAGAAACUAGAGCGAGAGCUACUGGAGGCAGAAGCUUCAGAGAGCACGGAGAGAAAACUUAAACUGCACACGGAGACUUUGAAUAUUGUGUUUGUGACCUACUUCAGAAUAUUGAAGAAGGCCCAGAGGUCACCUCUCCUGCCAUCAGUUCUAGAAGGCCUUGCCAAGUUUGCUCACCUUAUAAAUGUGGAGUUUUUCGAUGAUUUAUUAGUAGUACUGCAUACUCUCAUCGAAUCUGGUGACCUGAGCUAUCGAGAAAGCCUUCACUGCGUCCAGACCGCUUUUCAUAUUCUUUCUGGGCAAGGUGAUGUUCUGAAUAUUGACCCCAUGAAAUUCUAUACACAUCUGUAUAAAACACUGUUCAAGUUACAUGCAGGUGCUACCAAUGAAGGUGUCGAGAUUCUGCUCCAGUGCCUUGACGUCAUGCUAACUAAGCGCAGAAAGCAGGUUUCUCAGCAGAGAGCCCUUGCUUUCAUCAAGCGUCUUUGUACCCUUGCUCUUCACGUUCUUCCAAAUUCAAGCAUUGGCAUUUUAGCAACUAACAGAAUAUUAAUGCAGACUUUCCCAAAAACAGAUCUGUUGCUUGACAAUGAGUCUCAGGGAAGUGGGGUUUUCCUUCCUGAACUGGAUGAACCCGAGUACUGUAAUGCUCAGAACACUGCACUUUGGGAAUUGCAUGCACUACGGAGACAUUACCAUCCCGUCGUGCAGAGAUUUGCAGCUCACCUGAUCGCCGGAGCCCCCUCUGAAGGCUCAGAAGCACUCAAACCGGAGUUGAGCCGGAGAUCUGCUGCAGAACUUUUUGAGACCUACAGCAUGGCUGCAAUGACAUUCAAUCCUCCUGUUAAAUCUUCAAGUUCCAAAAGGAAGAGUGAAGUUUUACAAGGGGAUUCAUUUUUGAAUGAAGAUUUAAAUCAACUAAUCAAAAGACAUUGCAGUGAAGUUGCUACUCACUUGCCUCUGGAUUUCACCAAAUAUUUGAAAACAUCACUACGGUAGUAGAAGAAGGAGUCAGUGGACUUUCUCUUAUAUUUGUUUAGAUGCACAUAGAGACCUACUGUUAAUUUAGGACAUUCUUUUUUUAUACAAGGGAAGCUUCCUAAGAAAAUUAACAGCGGAGGAAGAAUUACCCUUUGCAUGGCACAGGGUUCUGCCCCAAUUAUGAAAUUGUCAUUUAAGAAAGGAGAAUUGAAAACCACCUACCCCCAUAUUUGGAAGUUUCUUAAUGACAUUGCCUUUUUAAAACUUAAUAUAUAUCUUGGGAUGCCUGGGUGGCUCAGUUAGUUGAGUGUCCAACUCUGGAUUUUGGCUCAGGUCAUGAUUUCAGGGUCAUGAGAUUGAGCCCCACGUGCUGGGUGUGGUGGCUGCCUAAGAUUCUCUCUCCUGCUCUGCCCCAACCCCCUG
Messenger RNA from Leptonychotes weddellii (Weddell seal), 2931 nucleotides. It is a transcript of the gene NOC3L, whose product is annotated as NOC3 like DNA replication regulator. Gene Ontology annotation, cellular component: nucleolus. Gene Ontology annotation, biological process: DNA replication initiation. Lineage: Eukaryota; Metazoa; Chordata; Mammalia; Carnivora; Phocidae. The record is from RefSeq and is a predicted model, not a curated record. Gene Ontology annotation, molecular function: chromatin binding.